UGAAAUAUUAAACAUUUUUUAUUUAUCAGUUACAGAAUAAUGCUGAAAAAUACGUCAUUAAUAUGAUGUCCAGGAGAAAGGAAUUGCUUAAAAAUGAAGAAAAUUAAAGUGCAACAUAAUACUACAACUGUUGAAACAUUGUUACAUUGAAUAACAAAGCCAGUGAUAUAUUGGGCGAAAGAAGUAACAACAAAAAAUGACUGCAAUGUUCCGCAUGUAUGACCAGUAUAGUAGGGAAAUUAAGUUCUCGGAGCUGGAGAACCCUGAGGACUCAUGGGAACUUCUUGACCUCAUCGGGGAAGGAACAUACGGAGAGGUUUACUCGGCCAAGAACAAACAAACUGGAGAAAUAGCAGCUGUGAAGAUUUUGGAGUCCAUUCAUGAAAUUAUUGAGGAAAUUGAAGAGGAAUAUAGAAUUCUCAGAGAUUUUAACGACCAUCCGAAUAUGCCGAAAUUCUACGGGUUGUAUUUAAAAUUGGGAGAUUCAGGAACAGACGAUCAACUUUGGAUGGUCAUGGAGCACUGUUCAAGGGGAUCUGUUACUGACCUAGCCAAGCACAUGAUAGAUAUUGGGAAGAAAAUUGAUGAAACCCUACUAGCACACAUUCUAAAGGAAACUUUACUGGUACUGAUGUUUCUACACAAAAAUCAUGUUGUACACAGAGAUGUCAAGGGACAUAACAUACUUCUGACAGAUAAGGGAAACAUUAAAUUGAUAGACUUUGGGGUGUCAGGACACCUGCAAGCAACAUUAGACAGGAAAAAGACAUCUGUAGGUACACCAUACUGGAUGGCUCCAGAGGUGAUAGCUUGUGAGAGACAGCUGGAUUAUAAUUAUGACAUUAGAUGUGACAUAUGGUCCCUUGGUAUCACAGCCAUAGAACUGAUAGAUGGAGCACCACCAUUGGCUGAUAAACAUCCAAUGAGAGCACUUUUUAGAAUUCCAAGAAACCCACCUCCUAAGAUGAAGAACCCUGAAGAAGCAUCGGAUAAUUGUCGGGACUUUAUUUCAAGAUGUCUGAAUAAGGACUAUGAACAGAGACCUUUCACCUGGGAUCUUCUAGAACAUCCAUUCAUUGCACAGGUGCCUGAAGAUGUUACUAAGCUGAAGGAACAGUUGGUAGCCUUGACUUCUCAAGUAGAACGUAUCAUACAUGAGCCUGACGUCACAACCAAGCAAGGUCGGCUGAAAUCUCGCAAGUCCAGACAGGGACCACCACCGACAACAAAUGAUCUUACACAGCUGGAGGUCUUAGAUGAGGAGUCAAUUGUAGCCCAGCUGUUUACACGUUAUACUCAAGGAAUUAUUUACACAUAUAUCGGAGAUAUUCUGCUGGCAGUAAAUCCGUUUUCCUCCCUCACCAUUUACAAUGAGGAACACUCACAGAUGUAUAUGAAUGCAGCAAAGGGAGAUCACCCUCCCCAUAUUUUUGCCAUCGCCGAUCAAGCAUAUCAGAUGAUGGUACACCAGAAAAAGCAUCAGUGUAUUGUGAUCAGUGGUGAAUCAGGGGCAGGGAAGACAAUGAGUGCUAACUUUCUGGUGCAGCAACUCACACAGCUUGGCAUGGCACCUAACCGUGAUUUGGAGGAGAGAAUUCUGCAGGUCAACCCGUUGAUGGAAGCUUUCGGAAAUGCCAAGACUGUUAUCAAUGAUAACUCGAGCAGAUUCGGCAAAUAUCUAGAAAUGUUCUUCACUGAGAAUGGAACUGUCACUGGAGCUAAAAUCACAGAAUACCUCCUGGAGAAAUCCAGAGUUAUCUUUCAAGCACAGGGUGAACAGAAUUUCCACAUAUUUUACUAUGUACAUGAUGGGUUACCUAGUGAGGACAAGAGCCACAAGUAUCAUCUUCAUGAAAAUGCAACUUACAGGUAUAUCAGUGAGCAUAGCAGUUCUCAACCAGAGAUGGUGACCUUGUCUGUAAACAGGGUCAAGUUCAAGGCCAUUCAGCAUUGUUUCAGCAUUAUUGGAUUUAAGGAAGAGGAGGUGUCUUCAAUAUUUGGAGUCAUAGCAGCUAUCCUUCACACCGGCAAUGUAGAAUUUGUAGAGAAACAGUCGAAGGGCCAUACUGGAGAUGGUGUGGAAGUAGCUAACACAGAACUUACAGAUAUAGUUGCAAAACUGCUGGGCUUGGAAUCAAGAGAUCUGAUAGAGGUAUUGACAACAACAGGAAUGGUUGCACGUGGUGAAGUGAUCAUUCGUGAGAACACUAUGCACGAGGCACUGGAUGUACGAGAUGCCAUGUCAAAAUCACUGUAUGGAAGGCUGUUCAGCUGGAUUGUUAACAAAAUCAAUAUUUUACUACAACCAGAUAAGGAGAUGUAUAAGCUAGAGAAACUGAACAUUAUUGGUCUACUGGAUAUUUUUGGGUUUGAGAAUUUCCCGAGCAAUUCUUUCGAGCAAUUGUGUAUCAACAUCGCUAAUGAACAGAUUCAGUAUUACUUUAAUCAGCAUAUCUUUGCAUGGGAGUUGCAAGAAUACCAGAAUGAAGGUGUAGAUGGCAGUGCAAUCACAUUUGUUGACAACCGACCCCUUCUAGACAUGUUUCUGAUGAAACCCAUGGGUCUUCUGGCAUUACUUGAUGAAGAAAGUCACUUCCCAAAAGCUACAGAUUGGACGCUAGUGGAGAAAUUUCAUCAGAAUGUGAAAAGCCAUUACUACAGUCGACCAAAAGCAACUUCAAGCUUGCAUUUCAGCAUUGAUCACUACGCUGGCAGGGUAAAAUAUGAUGCUGCAGGGUUUCUUGAGAAAAAUCGAGACCGACUUCCGGUGGAGGUGGUGAACCUGCUCCGUGCUUCGGACAACAGUGUAGUGAGGUCGCUGUUCCAGACACCCCUUACAAAAACAGUAAGCAGGGAUUUAGGUAAUCUUGCUAGCGGGUCUUUGAAGCCUAGUGCACCAAACAGCAAUCUGAAUUCUCCAUCCAGCACAUCAACUGGUAUCACUAUCGCCAGUGUGCAAAGUUUACGCAGUCAAACAUCAGCAAGCAUGGGCGGAAGCAGAAUAUAUAGUGCAUUAGGAAAGCAUAUCACGGGAUCUUCAGCAGCCUCCAUGACACGUAUACAGCAGACUGUAGCUACAUAUUUCCGAUUUUCUCUCAUGGACUUACUGGCAAAAAUGGUAGCAGGGAACCCACAUUUUGUCAGAUGUAUAAGGCCUAAUGAAGAAAAUGUUGCGGACCAGUUUGACGGAAAGAAAGUUACGACCCAGCUGAAAUAUACAGGUGUACUAGAAACCACGAGGAUAAGGAGGGAAGGUUACUCACAUAGGAUUCCGUUUGCAGAUUUUGUAAACAGGUACUCUUUGUUAGCGCUAGGACAGAUGGGGGACUUGCAGCCAAACAAAUCUGGCAGUGAGCUUUUAUUGUCAAGGCUGAAAUUGAAGGACUGGGCACUAGGAAAAACUAAGGUAUUCCUGAAGUUUUACCAUGUUGAACUUCUGACGAGGAAAUACGCCGAGAUACAGGGCAAGAUUACACGUAUACAAGCUGUAUCAAGAAUGAUAAUUUCAAGGAAUCGUUACUACCAGCUUAAAUGGAAACUGGAAAAAACAGCUCUUAUAUUACAGAGAUAUACUCGUGGUUGGCUGGUAAGGAAGAGGUUUACAAAGUUGUUUAAGACAAGAAAAUUGGCAGCAGUGACAGUCCAAAAGGUUGUAAGAGGAUUCCUCAUCAGGAGGAAAGUACAGCCAGAACUUCAACAACGGAGAUCAGCAGCUGUGAGAAUACAAGCUGUGUAUAGAGGUCAUAGUGCAAGAAAACUGGUCAAACAACAGAAAGAGGAGGAAAAGCAAAGUGCCAUAAAAUUACAGAGAGCAUUCAGAUUUCGUAAAGCCAAACUCCUUGUCAAAGCAGAGAAAAAGAAGACUGUGGACUCGAAGGUUGAAGCAGCUAUACUGAUACAGUCUGUGUAUAGAAUGUGGAGAUGUAAGACAGUAUAUAAACAACUUACAAAGUAUAAGGAGAAAAAAGAAUUGCAGUUGAUAUACUUCAGUCAACAGGUUGUAGAAUAUUCCAAUGACCUUGAGUCGAAGUUGAAGGGUACAAAUAUCUCAGCCAAACCAGUGCCAAUCCCAGAGGAGGUACCAGCUGCAGCAAGAACGGGUUCAAGAAGUGCCGGGAGCCGAAAGAGAAUGGCUCCCACAAAGCCAGUAGAAGUUGCUAGGCAACCAUCAAUACCAAAGAGGGAUCCAGAUGUCGGUGAAGAAAGAUUGGAACAUAUGAAGAAAAUGGGACAGCUGAAAACACUGAUGCCUACAAAAGAGAAUGCUUACUAUGACAGACUGAACCCUAAAGCAGCAGUAGAAGAAGAAAUGACCAUUCAAAUAGAUGAUAACUCCACCCCUAACUCACAAAGGAGAAUAAAAACAGUAAUGGAUGAAGAUGCAGAAAGUUAUUAUGCUACCAUAGCCAAAAGAUCAUCUGUGAAUGACGUUAGGGAAGAUGCAUUAUCUCUGGGAGAAACAGCCGCAACUAUAAAUGAUAAACAUCUCUCAAACUGGGACGCUCCUCUACAAGCAGCCAAAGAAAAGGUUUUAACACCACGGAUUCGAGUGGAUAGUGGCUCGCUUAUUACCCCACCCUCCCCUCCUAUGCAGAUGAGUCCCUUUGAUGCACUGUCAGAUAACUUUGAUUUAAGGAGUGGAACUAGUUCGCCUUAUUUGCAUAUUAAGGUGUCGGCUUUGUCUGAAGGUCACAAACCAUCGCACAUUAGCACCGCCCACGAUAUUCUUAAAGAAGGCCCAGUAGACAAAGAAAAUACAAAGGAUGCUUAUUUUCAGUCUUAUUCAUCAUUACUUACCAAUCAAUCUGAGGGAACUCAUUUGCAUAAAGACCACUCCCCUAGAUUUGAAGACCGCCCUCCUAUACCUCUUACUAGGGAAAAAGUUGACCACUUAGAUUUGAGUUCAGAAACUGACUCUGUGUCUUCUGCCCAGAAUUCUGUUACAAGUCAUGAUUUAGCGAUUAAUCUAUUGGACGAAGCCAUAGCUACCUCUGCCUCACCUGACAAAAACACCCCAAGGAUGUCCACUAAGAUAACAGUAGCUUACUCCGCCUCCUCAAACAAAAACACACCCAAGAAGUCUUAUAACACACCUUCAAGAAAAUCAUCAAGUUCUGACACAUCAACAAGAGACCGUUUAGCAAGAACUGUUGCAGAGGCAAUUAUAGCCAACAAACCAAAGUCUUUGUGGAAUUCAGAACAGGAAACUUCAUGGGAUGCUCCGAUACAGUUUUUCUUUGGUCAGGACUCCACUUCAGACGUGCAGAAAGAUAACUUUCAUCUCAAAAAGCCAGAUAUUGAAGAAGACUUCAAAACAGACCGUGAAGAAUUUUACUCUGAAUCUAACAAAGAAGACCUGUUACAUACUUUACAUGAACAAUAUCGUAAAAGUGCAAAAGGAAAAUGGAAUAUGCUUCAGAAACUCUUUGCACUUGGACACUUCUCUAGCCAAUACAACUCAUCUCAGCAUGAAAAUCAUGUGAAAUUUGAAUCUACCAAUAAUGGACAGGGACAUAGUCAUGUGACAUUAAUUGCAGCCAAUCAAAGUCGAGAACCCAGUCAUGGGGCAUAUGAUCCAGCCAAUCACAGGCAAAGACCACCAUCACCUCCAGGCAGCAAGAAAACAGUUAUUGCAGUAAACUAUUCCAAAGAUGGACAACAAAAUGGCUUUCACUCAUCCCUCCAAACCAGAAGCAUCCCUGUCAAACCGGCUUCAAAAGUAAAAUUUUCAACAGGGGAACCAACUGUUAUAAAUGUAAACCUGAAUAAGAACAACAACAACAUAAUGGACACCAAUCAGAAUUAUUUGACAUCUUCAUCAUUGUCAUCAUCAGAAAUCGUGAACUUUAGGUCUGCUCUGAAACGGACAGAAAUUAACCCAGAAAUUAUUCGGCAGAAGGACACAGAUUCAGAAAAACCAGUGUAUGAUUUUAGAAAAAUGUUACGGAAGACAGGACGUCUAGAUUUUAUUUCUCAGGAAGAGUGAUUUAAAGCCAGUUUUGUUGUUUUGUUUUUAGAUGCAAAAAAUGUAAAUAACGAUGGCUUAAAGCUAUUAAUCUUUUGGUUUUAAGGCACAGCCUUUUAAAAUUCUUGCCUAAUUCUCCUAAUUAGCUUUACAUUCAAAGAAUAAUCUUUAAAAUUUUAUUUGAAAAAUUGUUUUUGUUUCUUUGAUUUAAUAUCACUAUUCAUAAAGGGAGUUAAUUUGAUAUAUACAUGUUUUUGUCUGUGAUAAUGUAAAUUUUUUUUGUUUUUGUUUUAAAUAUAUAUUCGUUUUCCCUGUUUUCAUAGUAUUUUUUAAUUUAUUCAGCAUUAAUAUGUUCUCACAGUUGAACUGUAAUCAGAUGAAUGUAAUUGUUAAGUUAAAGGUCCAAAUGCUUUAAAUUUUUAUCUUAUUAUUAAGCACCAUUUACAUGGUUAGAAAAGCACUACCAUUAAUAUUGCACAUGAACAGUUAUAGUUAGAGCCAUAAAGGGAGGUAAUAAAAACCAAUAGAAUCAAUGAAACAUUCUAGUAUAUUCAGCUAUGUUCAAACCUUCAACAAAAUUAAUGUUAAUGAAAGCAUUUAUCGGAAAUAGGAUUUAACAAGAAAUUAAUGUAUUUAAUGUUCAGAAUGGAAAAUGUGGCAGCCACAUUUUAUACAAAAGCAUUUUGAGCCUUAAAAAGUAAUUUCUGCUGAGAAACACUACGUGUUCAAGCAUCAAUGACAUGUUUUUCGAGGCUUCUUGAGCUAUUGAUGUGAUUUUUCACCAUUUUCCUUGCAUUUUCGAUGUUUGGGUCACUCAAAACUGUGAAUAACUCGAAAAUUUUGCUCAGCACCUUGGGACUUGGAGCAGUCAUUGUUUUAUUGUAUAUACAAAUUUGUCAAAUGAAUAUGCAAGAAGGUAGUAUUUUUAGAUGCCGUUUAUUGAAUUGCUAUGCAUCAGUUGUGCACUGUUUAGUUCUCCUCACUUCCUACUACUGAGUGAUUCACUCAUUUUGGCAUAAACAUCAUUUUAAAGGUCUACAAAACAGUCACAUUUUUUAAUUUUGACAAUGACUUUAAUUGUUUUUAUUUUCUGUACAAAUUGCAGUAUGUUAAAUGUUUUGUGGUCCAAAAUGGCUUGAAAAUCACACUUUGAACAUAAAUCCUUAACAGAGUUAUUAAAAAGAUGAAAUGUUCUUGUUUUUACUCUGUGAUAAUAAUGUGUAAUGUCAUUGGUGUUACAAGGCUUUUUAAUGAGAAGUAAACAGAAGUAGAUAAACCAAGCACUAUUAAGUAAGAGUAACAUAUAUUAAGAUGCCAUCAGUAGCAAACAUUGGUACAUAAAUAUAUUAUCAUAGUUCUGAUCUCAUUUUUUAAUAGAAUUUUAUAAACCCAUUACAGAUUUUUUUAUUUAGGGUAAACAAGACUUGAAAGAACAAUAAAAAACAAAAUUAAAAUUGUAAUAAAUUGCUGAUAUGUGUUGACUUUAAGUAGUAACUUUUCAUAUUGUAUUGUCAAAAAUGUUUGAGUGAAAUAAAAUACUGCAUAGAUCUUUUUAACUUGAAACAUUUUAACUUCAAUAAUUUGUUUGUCUUUUCUAUUUAUUUUUCUUUUUGCAUGAAAUUUCACAGUUAAGACUUAUUUCUUUUUGUUCUCAUUUAAUGUGCCAUUUAAAAAAAAAAGAAAAAUUAUGAAAUUGUGUUCAAAAAAUCAAAUCAUAUCAUAUUUUUUAUAAUUAAUAAUUGUAAUGUUUUUGCUCCUUUAGGUAUAGAUGUUCAUAUUUCUACCUAGUAGCUGUCCCUGUCUAAAAUAAGGCUGGGAGAGGCACAUUUGAUCUUCCCUCCACCACUGAAGCUGAGGAGCAAGUACCCCUCCACAGAGGCCAAUACAAUUCUUUCCAACAAAGCCAUUAACCUCUGCAUAGCAACAACCUUUGCAAAAAAAAACCAUUCCAUCCUGUUUAGUAAUGCUUCAAAACUGGCAAACACUAAAUAGCAAAUCAGUAUCCUGCUAUACAUUAUGUUAAACUGGCCUAACAUUUUUUAUAUGUAGUUAGAAUACAAAAAAGUAUUUCAUGACAUUUCACUUAAAAUCAUUUUGUAAUUGUUGUUUAUGUAUUUUUAUUAAAACAGUAUUUUUAUAUAAUUGCUUUAAUUCAAUGUUUGGAAGUUAUUAGAUUCUAUUCUGAAAAUGUUAUAUAAUUAUGUUUUAUAUAUGUCCAGUUUUUAUGGGUAUCGCAGGGUGUAAAGAGAGCCGAAAUUUGUUCUAAUGUAUUUUGUACGGAAAUUUAUUAAAUAGUUUUCUCUAUGUAACCAGAAUAUGCUAAACAAAACUGGCAGGUACUCUAAUGGCAUUUUUUUGUGAUGUUUUGAUUACUUUUAAAAUGGGGAUAUGUCAAAAAAGACGUUCUAUACAAACUUUCUAUUUAAAGACGAGUUGUUUUGGAGAGUUAAAUGGCGGUCUUUAGAGCAAAAUGGUCUCUUUGUACAGGUCAUCAUUCAUAGAGUAUCAACUGUUUUCACAGGAAAACAUCAUUAGUUCAAUUGUAUUAUAUUUCUCUCAAAUAAAUAUGAUUAUAAUAAUUACCAUGUUACUUGAAUAAAUUUAUUCAAUUACUUGGCAGUUUUGUUCCAUUUACAAAUGUAUUAUUUUUAAGGAUUAUAUUUUAUGCUGCAGUCAGUGGUGGUGAAAUCUGAUUUUGACCUUCUUGUCCAUUUUUGCCAGUAGCUAUUUUCUACCUAUAUUGGUUAUAUAGUAAAAUAUGGUGAAGUUCUACUUGUUUGUAUGGGCUGAGGCACAAGCUGGACAGGUCGGACAGUUGAUUUUGCCACCCCUGUGCAGCGCAGGUAUAAUUUUAUUUUUAUUGAGGACCAUAAAUCUGUAUACUGUAUUCCAGCAAACAUUAAUUGAGCUUCCAAUGUUAGUUAGAUCUUGCCAGAAGCAUAGCAAAGCUUUUUUAAAAAUUGCAUGUAGAUAUGGUAGAUAUUUUUAUAUGUUACAGUAGACAACAUAGAUCAUAUUAAAUCUAUGAACUAUCUGGUCAUAAGGCUGUAUCAGCUUUUGCUUGAUGCAUACUCAGACAUUAUAAAUUUUAUGUUUUUCAACAUAUUUAAUGUCAUUUCUACUAGAUUUUUUUUUAUGUAUUUGCUUUUUGAAGCUACUUUAUACUUUAGCUAGUAAUUAGGUUGAUACAGAAUUUAGCAGCUCUGUCCAGGAGGCAUCUCUUUUACUUCAUGGAUCUUUGUUAGAUGACUGGUAUAACCCUGAUUUAAUUAUAAAGGUUACAUCCUGGAUACCUUAAUAGAUUUAUUUAAUUAUCAUACCUGUGAUAUACCACAUCAAAUGUGUCGUAUAUAGCUGUCUCAGAAAUAAGUUUUUAUGUAUGUCAAAAAAGUAUAAAAUAUUAAAUAUUUUAUAUCAUAAUUAACCAGUACUUUAACAAUUUAGCUCAAUAGGUAAGAGCGUUGGUCUACGGAUCUCGGGGUCGCGAGUUUGAUCCUCGGGCGGGGCGUAUGUUCUCCGUGACUAUUUGAUGAACGACAUUGUGUCUGAUAUCAUUAGUCCUCCACCUCUGAUUCAUGUGGGGAAGUUGGCGGUUACUUGCGGAGAACAGGUUUGUACUGGUACAGAAUCCAGGAACACUGGUUAGGUUAACUGCCCGCCGUUACAUGACUGAAAUACUGUUGAAAAACGGCGUUAAACCCAAAACAAACCAAAAAACAAGUUAUAUUAAGAAUAAGUCUUAAGAGCAGAACUGUUGUAAGUGCUUCUGUACCUGUAUGCACUUAGACCAGUUUUGCUGUAACUGCACUUGAAAUGUACACAAUCAUACUUCUUAUUAACUCUGGGUAUUGACUAUUGAUUCCUUCUAAUUUUAUCUACCUGUUGUCCAGCUCCUUACUUUUAGAAUUUAGAGGUAAAAUUAUGAUAAAGUUGUACAUGUCUAACAGAUGUUUCCUGUCUUGGUGUUCCUUUUCAGCAAGGCUGGCAAAGUGUUUUUUGUAAAGAGGUCACCAUAGUUGUUGCAGAAAAAUGAUUGGUACCGCAGGAUAUAUUUAAUAGACAGUGCUUGAUAAUAUCAGAGAAAAUUACAGAAUCUACAGUGCUGGGACCAAUGUGCUGUGAAUUAUUGCCUGUUUUACAUAGAUAUUUUACUCAGAAUAUGCUAUAUUUCACUAUCUAGCAUUUUAAUACUUAGUUUAAUGGUUUUUACCAAAUUUUGUCUAUUAGUUUUAAUGGUUUUUACCAAAUUUUGUCUAUUUUGAAGCUUUGGUUAUGUGAAAUAUAUGGAAUAUAUUUUAUGCGGAGAAAUAAAGUAUAUUUCUCUGUUAAAUUUCAUUGAUGCACAGAGAAAAUAAAUAAAUAUUACGUACACUUGCAGUUUAAAUUCUUGACAGUUGCAAACAUUUAUAAUUUAUGCUGACACUGCUCAAACCUUUUCAUACUUAUACAAAAAAAUAUACAGAGGCAUUAAGUAUAUUUCAAAGCAAGGACUGUUUCUCAGAAUAACCACUAAAUUGUUCUGAAAUAAACAUUUUUUUCUUUCCAUUGUUAAUGGUUGUAGAGUAAAAAUUGAUUUAGUUAUAGAUGAGUUUUGUUUAUAAAAACGUGUAUAGUCAAUAAAAUUUAGAAAAACUUUCUAAAAGUGGUAGUCAUGAAACAGGAUGUUAAGCUGAAAUUUAGUAAUAUUAUAGAAUAUCACCUUAACCUUCAGCCUGCUGACAACAAGUGAUUCUACCUUUGCAACCAGAUGAGACCAAGUUCAGCAGGAUGCCCAGGCUGAUCUUGGUCUGCACAGUUCACUAUUCAGUCAGUAAAUUUUCAGUGAACACCCCUGAAUGAUAAGUGGUGCUGCCCUAAAAUUUAGCUGGAUAAAGAUAAAUAAUGAUCUAUGGUACUGUCCGGGUGUCCAGCCAUUUCUUAAAUAAUGCAUGGAGUGGCAUUAAAAAAAAUAUGGGAUCUUCCUUUACCAUCAAAAGCUAGGAAGUUGCUGUAUGACCUAUAAUUGUGUCAAUGCGAUGUUAAAACCAUCAAAAUAAAUAUCUAAAUAAUACAUAGUUAUAACUUUUGAUUUUUCUCUUUCUGUUUAAAAAUAAAAUAAAAAUGAAAUUGAAAAUGAUGUUUGCAAGAGUACUAGCCUUUUUAACUACUAGUACAAUCGAGUUUUGUACACAUACAGGUAUCUCUGCUUACAAACACACAAAAGCAUUGUAACCCUUUUGAAAUAAAAGAAAAAAUAUUUGAAAAUUGUCAUUUUUGGUUCUAUAACAUAUACAUGCAUGGUAUGUUAAUUUUAAGUAACUGAUUAAUUAAUACGAAAUUAGAUUAGAUUGAAUUAUAAUGGAAAAACUGCAACCUUGUAAGGCAGUUGAAAAAUUAACAGUAUUGUCUCUUCAUUUGUCAGCAAAUAUAUUAUAGCUUUAAUACUGAAAUGUAAUUUUUGCAGGGUCCAUUAUUCAUCAAUGUGUGAAGUCUGUAUAGACCUAGACUGUAGAAACACAAAAUAUUCAGUUCACCAGAACUUGGUUUGCAGUUAGAUUGAAAAGCUGAAAAUUUGUUGAGCUGCCUGAAGCUGUUAAAACCUUCUUCAUACAAAGUUUCAUCACAAUAUGUGCUGAUUUAACGAUGAAGAAUAAGUAAACUCCUAAUUAACCCUAAUCGUGCUGGACACAAUUGGUUCUGUCUUUGCAACAAGUGCAGACCAAGAUCAGCCUGCACAUCCUUGUAGUCUGAUCAUGGUCUGCACUAAAUGUGCAGACUGAUCUUGGUCUGCACUUUCCGCCAUUCAGGCAGUAUCUUUUUGGUAAGCACCCCUUUUAACAGUUAAUGGUACUGUCCAAACUGAAAGAUGGACAAGUUCAUUAUAGAAAUUCAGCAGGCUACAUUACAGACUUGCAAAGUUGAUGGAUAUAGAUCUAGAAGCUUAACUUUUGUACUCCUCAGAAAUAUAUGUUAUCUAAUUAUGCAUUGUUUUCCUUGUUUAUUUAUUUGUUUUGAAUCAUGUGCAGAGUAUUGAACAAAUUAAAAUAUACUAUUAAAUACA
Messenger RNA from Mercenaria mercenaria, 12005 nucleotides. RefSeq names its product myosin-IIIb-like. Gene Ontology annotation, molecular function: protein kinase activity; ATP binding; cytoskeletal motor activity. The record is from RefSeq and is a predicted model, not a curated record. Gene Ontology annotation, biological process: protein phosphorylation. Gene Ontology annotation, cellular component: myosin complex. The transcript is spliced from 39 exons. The coding region runs from base 197 to 5986 and encodes 1929 amino acids. NCBI's taxonomy places the organism in Eukaryota, Metazoa, Mollusca, Bivalvia, Venerida, Veneridae.